UCAUCCCACACCAUUGGACCAGCUGUGAGAGUGGAUAUGAUUGGUCCAGGAACGAAUAAGAACCACACCUUUUUAAUCCAUACUGUCUGUGUAGAAGCGUCCAGUCUUACUUGUUCACACUUGCCACCUAACCUGUAGAAUCACUUGUCUCAUGUCCAUUAGUAUCCCUUAAGCCCCUCUCACUCCCCAUGUCCUCUACCCACUCCAUUUCCUGUGUGACAGAUGAAAUUGUUUAUAUUCUAGUUUUUUUCCUGUUUCAUGUAAUACAAAAGGAUAAAUAAAUGAUUUUGUGAUAUUCUUACAUUAGUCAUUGUUAGUCAUAAUGGCAGUAUGAGAUGAGGCGAUUCCAUAAGCAUGGAGUGGAUGAAGCACUGUCACUAUUGGCUGUUAUCCCAAUGCUGUUGCUGUUCAAGAAUUUAAACCCUUUCAGAUCUAAGAAAAAAACAACUUCUAGUCUGGGUACUGGAUGGUGCUGCUUCUAUUGGAGUUGAUACAGAGCUGUACAUCUAAGUAAUAUUUCUAUGACACAUUAUUGAUCUACUUGUUUAAUUGCACUGUGAAUAUGCAAUUCUGUAGUCUGACAGUUGUAAAUGAAGCCAUUUUAUACUACAAAUUCAUGAAAACCAUGCUGGUAACCAAAUAUGGAUAAAAUGACCAGUUAAGGUAAAUUCAUAUAUUUGAUAGUUUUGCAUUCAGUACAAAUUUAUCUUGAAUGAAAGUAGACAGUGCUUGUUCCACCCAAUGUAGCAUAAGAGAGCGCACAUUAGAUUGUAUGAAUGGUUACAUUUGUGUUUGAGUGAGUGUGCACCUGUUAAGCUUCAGAAUUUAUGUGUUGGUUUUUAGUGUUUGUGUCUAUAGGACAGUUAUCUUAUUGUACACAACUUGGGGUGUUCGACAUUUCUCUCCUGCAGCGAAUUGGCCCCUAUUAGCUAAGCAGCAAUGACCCGGUUUGUAUUUGCACGCUCUGCUUCCUUACUCCUAUCUUUAGGGUCCUUGUAACGCUUCUUUGACUAUGUUUCUCUCUCUACCUGUUUCUUUCUGUUUCACGACUAUCAUACUUUAUAUCUAUUCUCUCUCUCUGACUCUGUUUCUCUCUUGCUCCUUCCCUACUAUAAAGUGAUUUUCGGUGUACAGUACCCUCUGUCAUUCUGUGCUGGCAUGGUGCUUGUGCAACUGGGACUGCAUUUUUCGCUGAAGAGGCAUAUUGAUAAUAGUGCAGGCAGCUAUUUUCUCUGUCUUUCUCACUCUCUCCAUCCCUCUGAAGCAUUGUGGUGAGCAGGCCUAAUAUCCUCUGUCCUCAGUAAUAUAUCUGUAAGCAUCCUCUGAAGAUUAUGAAUGUGUUUUAUGGACCAGUCAGCAGGGAUCAGCAACAAGUGAGCAAAAAAAUUGUGCACCUUUUUUUCUAAAUCAACCAGAUUAAGUGACAAUGGAUUAAUUGCUAGUUUUAUUUAUAAUAAUUAGAAGUAACAUGCAUUACAAUACCUGACUGUAUUAUUUUAAGUGAAAACAGCUGUAAGCUUCAAAUAGUUUUUGUCAUGAGUUUUUAGUUUAUAAGCAACAGUAAAAGUAAAUAUUUUCAUAGGAAAAAAAAGUCCAUUAGCAUGCGUUUUUUUCUUUUUUAAUUACAACAUAAUAUAUUACUUGUUCCCUGGACAUGUGGUUUUCAUAUUACACUUGUAACACAGUGAGCCAAGGACAUAAAAUGUUGGCUUUUGGUCAAGUUUCAGUGUGAUGUGUUCUUUUCCUCAUACAAAACCCUUCUCACUUUGUGUGGGUGAUUGCCUGGAGAAAAGUAAGGAAGAGGGAUGGCCUGCUCACCUGGCUUGAGUGGCACUUUUGCUCCUGCGCUAUUAUUUGUGGAGGGGGGCUGAGGGCCGCGCUGUAGCCAUCACACAGCUCUUCACAUGUACGUGGAAAACUGUGGUGGCAAAAGUGCUGUCAAACAUCAUAGAAUCACAACUGGUAAACCUUUAGACUUCUCAUGUGGUGUUUUGGAUAGGGUGGUCUCUAAAAGCAGGCAGACAAAAAUUGCAUAAAUGAUCAUCUGAAUUUUAGUGAAUUUCUUCUACUAUUAUACUGAUGAUUCAGAACUUCUCAGGGGAUUUGGUUCCAAAAACAUACUGACUAAAAUAUAUAUAUUAAUUUGUAAAUAUCAUAUAGCACACCUUAUUACUAUUCAUCAUAUUUAACUAUGUCCAUGUAUAGUCUACAGUGCUAAAUCUAAAUAAAUGAUAAAGUAAAUCUAACCUUGACUUCUUUGCACAACCUAUAAGGUGCAGGUAUAUGUACCAGUUAUCCACUAAUUUACAUUUUGGAGCUAUUAGUGAAUGCUUCAGCCCAGCUUCUUGGAGCCCCUCCCCUGCCAUUUAUUGUGUGUGAUUUAUAGGCAGCUAGAGGUCUGUGGUAUUUUAUUGGGAUCUUUCUCUUCCUGUCUUUCCCUUUUGGUCUUUUGAUAUUUUUCUCUAACAUUGUUUUUGCAUUGCAUGUGUUACCUUGGUAGCAUUCAGUACUAUUUCCUCUCGACACUCUGUCUUAAUCAUUACUAUUUCUUUUCCUCAUUCAGCCCACGUUUUUUGUCCCUCCCAAUCCCCUUAAACCUAUCAUCUUCCUCCCUCCCCUUUCCUGACCCAGUGCCAUAGCGAUAUGCAGUGGGCAGCCUCAGAGCCACAGGAGUUACACAUUCACAUACAGGACAUCUAUGAAAAGCCUGUAUGCAAGCCACAGGGAGAUUACAUUCUUACUAAAAGAGUUACUGUGUAUUUGUUUUAUUAAACUAGUAGUUACUGCUAAUCUCCGUCUGCUGUGGGCCAAAUAAGGCGUAUUCAGAGUAGUAAUGAAAUAAAAGUGGAGAAAAACUACAAAUGGAAAGGAAAUUCAAAUUACUUAACUACGCUCUGCUAAAUUUACAGUAUUUGAAAUGGGGCUUCAGAAUUAUGAGGUGAGUAUGUUCCUUUAAAGUAUCAUAUACUUAAAACUGAAUUAUUUAAUCAGACUCUGCUCUUCUGUGACAUCCCCUAUCACUUCAGUAAUGAAAUCUGUAAAUCUUUCAUGUUAAAUCUGAGCCAUGUACACCUUCCCCCAUUCAUUGUGUGCUUGGCACUUUUGCUUUACUCUUUUACCACUUGGUGCAUCUCAGAAGUUGUUUCUGUUUAGUCCCACCUGUCAUCUCUGAUACUAAGCAGGAAUGCAGAGAGAUUCAAACACGGUUCAGCUGCUAAAAUUUAUGAAAAGCAGCAGACUUGAGCUCAUUUUCUGUAAAAUCCAUCCCCAUUGAGUUACCUUCAGUCUUCUUAUGAACACACUGAAAUAUAGGAUUUUUUUUCAUUCUACACACAUACUGUCCCAUUAAAAAGUGGCUGCAUGAACUGAAACAAUGAAACGAAAUCCUGUGAGGUCCCCUGCAUAUCACUUCCCUUAUCCACUUUUUAUUUUUAUGCACUGUGCCAAUGACAGCACAUUGCACAUAAAAAAACAGCUUUUUUGUUUGGAUAACACUUAUCUUUUUUUUUUCUUCUUUUUUUUUGCUUUGUCCUGUAUUAACAGUCAAUUGGUGGAUUUAUUGAAAUGCCUACGUUUUCUGUUUGUAUAUAGUGUUAUGUUUAUUUUAUGGCAGAGAGAGAUUUGUAUUUUAAAGAACUAGAAAAGCUAGCAGAAUUGCAGUUGAAAGCGUCUGGCCGGUUUCUUACGUUGUGUUACGUGUGACUGUUUUUUUGACAGCCCAGUAUUUUAAAGCCAGGUUCGUAUGGAAAUGCCUUCACUCCACUUGCACUGCUGUUGGACUCGCCGUCGUUGCUUUCAUCCGUCUGUCUAUUCUUUUGGUGCGCUUAUCUGUUGUCCAACACCCAGUCUACACCUCAUCUCUGCCCUCUAACUCUUGAGCUCAUUUUGACCUAAUCUCUUGAUCGUCAGCACUUGCAAACUUUUGCCUCCUACAACCUGCUCUACCUGUUUUUGUUUUUCAGUUCACACAUUUUAGCCAGGGCAGGACUUGAAAAUGUCAGAAUUUCCUUUUGUUGUCUUUUGCUUGACCCUUGCAAUGGGGAAAAAAAUGAGUGGACAGAGGAGAGGCUGAUCUUCUCUUUUAAGGGUGGAUUUUUUUUUUUUUCCUUCUAAGCAUCACACUUGAGCCACAAAAUGAUAGGCGCUUACAUAUAGUCUUGUUGCACCACAAUAAUGUGAUAAAGAACAGAACCAGGACAAAUGUUGUUGCUGUAGUACGAGUUUCACAGCAGCAAUUCCUGCAGUGUUACCAAAAAGCAUUAUGUCAAGGAAUGUAACCAAAAACUGGUCGGGACAAGAACUCUUUGUUGAAAGGAGACUGUGCUAUAAACAAUAAAGAAUGCAGAAGUGCAUACUUUAAGCACGCAAUAGGUGCACUUGACAAUCUGUUACACACCAUUGUUCAUUAUGACUUCAGGUGUUAUCCACAGUACAGUAAAGCUAAAGGACAAACUGCACAUUAACACAAUUUUUUUUAGCCCAUGCCACAGAUUGUUUUACAUAUGUUUGAGAUUUCCUCCAAGUGGUAGCAGGAUUCUUUCACUUGUAGAUGUGUGUUUGAAAAAGCACCAAUGCAGAGCAAUUGCAUUAACAUGCCAUACCAAGUUAUAUGCUCAAUUUAGCUUUCAAUGUUCUAGUUGUUUGCAGAUUUCUUUUAACCAUCUGAGGCUGAUCACAUCAGUCAUCCCACAGUGGAAAGGAUCUGACAGUCAUACAGUACACAGAAAUGCUUGAAAUGGACCAAAAAAGAAGUGAGAAGAUUUCAACAUCCCUUUUGACUGCCGGAAGCACAUAUUAGCCAGAUUAUUAGGAUGUAUUUAUUCUGAUGAUCGUCAUAGUAAUGUGCCAUUCUCUACGUUUAGACUAACAUGUUUUUUUUUUUUGUUUUUUUUUUGCCUGAGCAAUACAAGGGCAAAAGGCAGGCAACAGUUGACUCGCUAAAAACAUGGAUUAAACUAGAGGGGAAAACAAAUUAUCAAAUUUAUUCCAAUUUCAACCUUAUGGGCGGAGAUGCAGUGUGUGUGUGCUGUGUGUUUGAGACUACCACUCCCUUCACAAGCUCUAACCCAUACAAACCCAUCUCACCUUCACCACACAAAAACCCAUUAUGGCUCAGCCUGCUCUGUUCUGCUCAUUUUUCCCAACGUCCUCUUGUCAAAGAGAACUAAUUGAGCCAUCACCUUCCUUACUAUGCCUGAUUGACCUGAGACUAACACAGUUGGAGUUUUGUUUACUUGCCCACCACCCCGGCCACCCCUUUUGUAUGUGUACCACUCACACUACGCUAUUAACACCGACGACCGCUUUUGUUAAAACUUUUAACAAAAAGUUGCAUGCUCCCCCCCAGUUUUAUUUCAACACCCUCACUUUCUGUUUGUAAAACUUGAUGUCUGUCUCUUUGUGAUUAUAAAUAUCCUUUUUUAUUUUUUGGUUUGUAUGGCUUUUGAUAGAAUGCAACACUGUUGAAUGUUAGACACAUUUGGAAUAGUUAUAAUCACAACAGAAAACACUGCAGAUGAAGAAAUCUCAUUGUUUCUUGUCUGUUUGUGCUUGAAGAUGUACUAUAGUGUGUAGUGGUGGGAUGGUCUUGCAUUUCACUUAAUGUUGUUGUUUUUUUUAAUCUUGCUGAACCAUAUUAGUCAUAUAAUUACUAGUGAUCUAGCACAAUUGGACCCAUGGUGUGGGAAGAAUUUGUGUAGUGUGUGUGUUUUUGCAUGCAUCUCUAGCCUCUUUUGUUUAUUAUCCAUUGCCUUAUCUUGCCCACAUUGUUGGUCUUGCAGUGUUUCCCAUAGCAAUCAUUGGUAUAAAUUCAGGAGUAGAAGAUGAUUACUUCAAAGUAGAUGGCCUCCAGGCAGUUGUGUAUUUUUUAUCUUUUGCUGUUAAAAUUGUAAAGAAAAAGAAUUCCUUUAUUCAUCUCACAGUGGAUAAUUUUUUGUUACAAUAGCAGCAGGAAAAACGUAUUAAAAAGAUAAAAAGAAAAAUAGUAGUAAAAAUAGAAUCAUUAUAAUAAUGUACGACAUAUAUACAGUUUUAUAAUUUACACCAUUGCACAUUUGGAAAUAUGUUCGGUUGAUAUUAUUGAACAUGAAUGUUUUUACAUAAAUGGGUUAAACUCUUUAAGUCUUAGUGAGUGUGCCAUUGUACAUGGAUUUAUUAAAAAAAUACACAAAAAUGCCAUCUAGUUUGAAAAGUAAUUGUUUUUCUAGAUGUUGAUGAUAUCUAUGAGAAUAUCAGUUCAGAGUUAGGUUAGCAUUUUUGAGGUAAGAUAUUAAAAAAGUAUAUAUAUAAACAUUGUUGAGACCUGACAAUUGAUAACAGACAAAAGAUGCUGGAGGUAUCCAAAAACAGGCACAGUAGUCCUUUCUAGUACAUCGCGGGAUACAGGCGUACUAUGAUUCCCCUCUUUUCACCUGCACACCCACAUAUUCCUUUACAUGUGUACAGUCUGUCCGCCACGGGCCUUGUAAUGGUAAUCCAAGGCCCACUAGCGUCACCUCUCUCCCUCUUGCUAUAUUUUCUUGUGUCAGCUGCAUAUAUUUCAUGGUGCUCCCCUUGUCAUUGUUUCAGAAUCACAGCAAGCUUGGACUUUCUAGUCUUCAUCUCGUUAUUGCUAGAUUUCCAUACCUGUUCUGUGUCACUUUUUUGUGUUUUUAAGACCUUCCUCUGUGGUAGAUCAUAUAUGUAUGAUUGUGAUACAUAUAUUGGCCUCUCCUUCCUUCUCCUCCUCUUAACUUCUCACUUUGUGGAUGUAAUUUGAUUUGCACUCUUACUCGAAACAUAGAAAUUUUCAUGCCCAAUUAUUUUUCCUGAAAUAGAUUUUUUUAAAUGCACUUCUAAUGUAGAAGAAUAUCUCGUAGUUUAUAGGCUGCCUAUAGACUUAUCUAUAUUCAUAAUAGUGGAUAUCCUACCUUCAUGUAAGUCUCCCAGCCUUUAUCCCUCUCUACCAAAUACCCUCACACUCCUCGUGUUGGAAGACACUGAUUGUUACACGCUGUAGGUGAUGACAGUAAUAACGAUGGUGAUGGUGGUUGUGCUGAUGACAGUGUGAUUUGAGUGCUUUAUUUUGUCUGUCUUUUAUUUUAUUUUUUUGUGUUUGGUUUCUUCUUUUACCCGUGCCCACGGGGUAUAGCUCUUCUUAUUAUUGGAAUAUUUUUGGUUUUUUCCCUUCUGUUCUCUCUACCAGGAUAACAUUGGGCACCGGCUGCUUCAGAAACAUGGCUGGAAGUUGGGGCAAGGCCUUGGGAAAUCCAUGCAGGGUAAGGUUUGUUGGAUCCCUUUUAUAUGUCAGUAUGCGUGUGUGGGUGUGUUUUCUUUCUCCCACUCUGCAGUUGACCUCAGUGUAACACCCUUUUCACAGUGUAUCAUAGGCUAAUGGCCUCUGUCAGCUUCCUCUUCUUCGCUUCAUAAUCACUAAACCUUUAUUUCAAUCUGCUUAUGAGUAAAGUGCUUUGAUUUGAACCAAGAAUAAAGAUCCAUUUGAAAUCAAGAUAGAACUAGGAAGCCAUGAUUCCAUCAUAUCCCUUAGAAUAAUCAUCUCCAUGUAUUUUAGAUUUUUCCUCCUUGAGUUUCCGUGGCUGCUGUUGGGUAAUCUGAUUGGCUGUAACCACGGCUCAGACUUUGAAUGGCUUGCAGAGUAGAAAAGUUCUCUCCCCUCUGCUUGUUUGCCUGUUUCUACCUCUAAAACUGUGAAACAUAUAUGUGUAUGUGUGUGUGGUCAAUAUGUGGGACUGCGAAGUGUGUGUGUGUGUGUCUGCUACUUACUGGGCCAUAGAGUAAACUUACAGGGAAAACCUCUCCACCCUUCUACACCCCUUGUCUAUCCCCAUGGUUACAGGCUUCCAUCCUCCCCCUAUUUCUUUGCCCCUCCUGCACAGCAUGUAUCCCUGAGGUGCACUCCUGCCUGCCUCAAACUGUCACUUACCUGGGGCUUUAAGCAGUGUUGGAGGUUGUACAUUAAAUCACUACAUUUUAUGGGACAACGUAAAUAAAUUGUAUAACUACAGAUUCCCUUUUGUUUUAUUAAUUACACUUAAAGUGUUGUUUCUUAGCAAUAGAGAAGCCACUCUAAGCACUGCUCAAAGCCUUGCUGGCUCUUCCCUCAGGUAAAUUUAUAUGUAUGCCACAAUUUCACCUGUUGUGGGGUUAAUCAUAUCCCAAACUGAGCUUGCUGGCUGGAGGUUAGUGAAGAGAAUCUCAGGAAAAUUUGCAAAAUGGGCUGACAAGCAUCUGCGAGGCCAAAAGCUCAGAGGGGGAAAAUGGUGGUCGUCCCUAGAGCAUAGCACAACUCGGACUAGAAACUUUAUGACAACUUGAAAGAUGCAAAAGAAUGCUUUGGAUUCAAGAAUUUUUUAUUUUUUUUCCCAGCGAGAGAUAAUCAUUCCCUAGCACAGUACUUUUUGUCCAAGUACAUUUUCAUGGCUCUAUAAAAGAAAAGAAAUCCUGCAUGUCCAGAAUAAAAAUAAAAACGUAAAGGAUUGCUAGAUUUUUACAGAUUGACAUGAUUUAUAUUGUGUUAGCUGUACUGUAGCUGCUUUUCCACUACAAGGAAGUGACAACAUGAAACUUUGAGCCUCCUUUAAAUGGGAAACUUUGCCUUCCUUUGUAAUUUCAGGUCUGGUAAGAAUCGAAUGUAGGUGAUUAAAUGAACAACAGUAGGUUAGGUACAAUUAUUUUUAUACAAGCCAAAAAUGCACUUUAUAUUUUACCUCACCAUUAGGAAGACAUUGUCGUGUAUGUAUCUGCAAGAGCCACUAAGCAAUAGUAUACUCAGUGGUGUGUAGUUUCUGUUAAAUAAAUAAUGCACCACAGAGGUCUACCAUUAUGUACCACUCCCUCAAAGUUUAGCUCCUAAAACUCUGAUGUAACAUGCAUGGAGGCAGGCAGUGGAAACGAAGGCAGACCCAGUAACAGCAGCUACAUGUUCAGCUACCAGUUGCAAUACCCUGUAGUGGAAAACACCUUCUUUUAGGGGUCUAGUCUGCCCCCUAGUCUUAUUCCUUGGAGCUUGUUGUCAUUCAGAAAGCAUGAUGAUACCACACUAGGGACCUGGGGACUGGGACAAGUGGUUUGGAGAGAGUGGUGAGAGGAAAUCCCUGUAAGCACUUUGCCCUUAAUGAAGGGAUGAGUUGGGUGGUGGUAGGGGGUGACACAUGGAAGUCCCUCUGGUAAUGAGCACCCUUUAACCUCCCAACCACACUCCCAACCCCACCCUCCCUUCUUUAUGUGCCUCAAUCUUCCUGCUUAACCAAUUGGUGUUUCUUUUUUACAGCGAUUUGAUCCUGCCCAUGUUGUGCUGAUGGUAAACUUAGUGGACGCACUGACCCUGUGCCCAUUGUCCUUAAAUAUGAUGUCAUGGGAAUGGGACGAAUGGAGAUGGAGCUGGACUAUGCAGAGGAUGCCACAGAGAAGAGGAGAGUGCUCGAAGUGGAGAAAGAGGAUACAGAAGAACUGCGGCAAAAAUACAAGGACCAGGUGGAAAAGGAAAAAGCCAUUGCAAAGGCUCUGGAGGACCUGAGAGCCAAUUUCUACUGCGAGCUUUGUGAUAAGCAGUACACUAAACACCAGGAAUUUGACAACCACAUAAACUCUUAUGACCACGCUCACAAGCAGAGGCUUAAGGAGCUCAAGCAGAGAGAGUUUGCCCGAAAUGUGUCAUCUCGUUCUCGGAAAGAUGGAAAGAAGCAGGAAAAGAUGCUGCGCCGACUGCAUGAGCUGGCAGAGCAGAGGAAACAAGACAAACAAGACCGUACUCCUGGGAGUGGACCUAUGUUCAAAACAACCACAGUGGCUGUUGAUGGAGAGAAGUUAGAAGAUUGUGACAACAUGACAUUCGAGAACCCUGCAAUGAACCCUGUAAUGGACACUGUCUUGGAGGUAGCACCUGCUGAAGAUAUAGGCCAAUCUUCCCCCAAACCAGCCCCAACUAUUAGUUUUUCUCUGGGGAAGAACACUUCCUCAUCCCCAACUCCUAGUAGUGCAUCCAAGGUCAGUGUGUCAUUCUCUUUUGCCAAGAAAGCGCCUGUAAAGCUGGAGACAGCAGCUGCUGUGUUUGCUGAUCAGGCUGAGGAACCCAUGGAGGAAGAGGAGAGCCAGGAGGGAGAUAAGGCUGGAGGACAAGAUGAGACUUCAGGCUGUAGCACUGAUAGCUCUAAGGGAGUAUCUGGAGGAGGUGAGGCAGUAGAGGUAGGUGGUGCAGCAGCUGGUAUGGAAGAGGGGCAGCAGUCGGAUGAUGGAGCGUCGCUUGCCUCCACUCUCAACAAAUUAAAGAUGAUGAUGAAAAAGGAGGAAGGAUAUGCUGGACAGGAGCCUCAGUACUACCACUACGUACCACCAGCCCAUUGUCGGGUAAAGCCACAUUUUCAGUUUUUGCUGUUCAUGAAGGCUACUGAACAGUGUCCGAGAAAAGAAGAGGGUGAUGAAGAGGAAGAUGUGGAGGAGGAUAAAUUGGCUGAAGAAAGCUCUGAACAAAAAGAAUCCAAUGCUACAGAGUGUAAAAAUGAAGAUGAACAAGAUAAUGAUGCUUCAGCUGCUAAUCCAGAGCCAGAGCCAGAGCCUCCAUCACCUCAAGUGAAAUUGGAGGAAGAUCCCUCCACAUGUGCAAUGGACACAAAUCCCACUGUAACCACUCCUCCCACUGAGAAAGCAGAGGAUAAAGAUACACAAGCUAUACCAGAUACACAAGAUACACCAGAUACACAAGAUACACAAGAUAAACAAGAUAAACAAGAUACACUGGAAUCAAACACUGGUCCUAAAAUCCCUACUGGUCCCUUCUUCCCAGUCUUGAGCAAAGAUGAGAGUACUACGCUGCAGUGGCCGACGGAGCUACUUGAAUUUACAAAAGCUUCACCUUCCUUGUCUUACAGCUGUAAUCCCCUCUACUUUGACUUCAAGCUGUCCAGAAACAAAGGAAUACGUGGUGGAAAAGCAGCAAAAUCCCCCAAGUCUGGUGAAGAGAUUGAUGAAAAGGGACAAGAGGUAGCUGCUUCAACGGCGGAAGUAGGUGCAGCACCUGAACCUGGAAUGAGCACUGACAAAGAUAAGCUAGCAAUGAAGGAAGACCCUGACCAGUCAGAAGGUGGUCAGCAAAAGCCUGCGACUGGCAGCAGUAGUGCAAAGAAGAAGAAGAAAAAGAAGAAGCAUAAGAAAUCUGCAAAGCAUUCAAAACGCAAGGGAAAAGAAAAAAGUGCAGCAGAAGAUGCAGAGGGAGAAACGGAGGUAGCGCAAGAAAAACCCAAAAAGAAGAAGAAACACAAACGGAAGAAGAGCCGAAACAAGGCUCCAGAUCAAGAGGAGGCGACUGGUGAGGAAAAAGAAAAAGUGAAAUCAAAGCCAGAAGACAAAGCCGUCGCCUCAUCUGUUCAGCUGACUGGUGGAGCAGCAGUAGCGACAGGAGCAGAACUUGGGAAGAGGAAACGUUCAGCUAAGGAAGUGCCUUCCAAGUCUGGAGCAGAAGAUGGAAAAACCGGAAAAGGUAACGACAAGGCCAACUCAUCGGAAGAACAUAGUGGCGCCAAGAGACAAAAGACCGACUCAAGUGCAACUCAAAGUGCCUCCUGCUCGUCUUCUGCCCACAAGAGUCCGAGGCAUGGUAGACCUCCCAGCAGCGAGAGCGAAGAGGAAGGUGGCUCCAACACCCAGCGCUCACGUCAUCACAGAUUAAGCCCACGGGAACAGCGGCGUCACCAUAGCGAAGAGUCAAAGCGGUCCUGCAGUCGCUCCUCCAGACGAGAGGACAGACGGGGCAGUAGUCGUCGGCAUCAUCGUGGUCAAACGUCUCGUAGUCGCUCUUACUCUAGCAGCUCCGAUCGCUCCUCUGCGGGAAGCAGUGCCUACAGUCACCGCAGCCGCAGCUAUUCAGACAGCUACAGCGACUAUAGCACAGAAGGGCACAGGCGGAGGCGUUCCAAGCAUUCUUCCGACUCUGAGUACGAGCGGAGGGGCAGCCGCGGCCAUAGACGAUCCCGAAGACAUCAGUACUCUUCUUCCUCGUCAGAAGACUCGCGCUCACGUUCACGCAGCUACAGCCGCAGAAAGAGGCAUCGACGGCACCAUCGGAGCAGCUCAAGAAGUUCUAGCAGCUGGAGCCGCAGCACAAGCGCAAGAUCCUGGAGGCGUAGCUACAGCCGCAGCCACAGCUCUGCCAGCCGCUCUUCCAGUUCAAACAAAGCAUCCCCUCACAGACGAACUACCCGGGGUCGAGGAGAGACUGAUGCAAGUCGGAGAGACUUCAACCGCUCUCGCAUCUACCGUUCCCAGUCUCCGCGGUCGUCAUCAUCACGAGGUCUUAACCGCAACACCCAUUCAUCCAGUUCCCAGGCUCUGAGGCCGGGCGGCUCUCGAGAUGCAGGGGAAAUGAAAAACACACUUACUGCUCGCCAGCUGCUUGAGAAGGUUCAGUCGAAAAGAAGCUCAGAUGAUUCUUCCGCAGGAACAAAAUCUGGGAUUAAGAUUAAGGACCCACCACAGGGCUAUUUUGGUCCUAAACUACCCCCAACCCUUGGAAGCAAAGCCAUGUUACCACUUUUUGGCAAGCUGCAGGCAGGGAAGAAACCUUUAUUUCCCUUAACAAGACCAGAUGAAGGAGAGAAAUCAGGGACAGGGAAGGGCUCUGAAGCCGAGGUGGAGGAUGUUCUGGCUGAGCCUAUUAGUGAGUUCCCCCCUCCUCCGCCACCUCCAGCCCCACCAGUCCAGAAGGUUGAGGAGGUCCCGCAGACCACAGUUAUGACGGAAGACACACAGCAGCACCCCACUACAGAGGAACAGGUACACCAAGAAACCCGACCAAUGUUUGAACAGGAGUCCUCCAUGAUGGUGACCCAGUAUCAAGGAGAGUUAGGACAGGACCCUUCCCAGAACCCUAUGAUGGAGUCCCUUGUGCCUGAAAUGCAGCAGCAGACCCCAAUGCACGCGUACCCCGCUUACCCACCUCCCAAUAUGGAGGAGGAUUGCAUAGAGGCAGAGGAGGAUGGACUGGCUCCUUUGGAGAGUCAGCCGAUUACGUUCACGCCUGAGGAGAUGGAGAAAUACAGCAAGCUGCAACAGGCUGCACAGCAACAUAUCCAGCAGCAGCUCUUAGCCAAGCAGGUCAAGGCAUUCCCCUCUGCUGCGGCUGCUGCCGCCGCAGCUGCUGCAGCCGCUGCCAACUUGGCCCCAGCCCCCCCUCCACCGGCCUUGCAGCAGAUCCACAUUCAGCAGCCAACUGUGUCCGUAGCGUCUGGCACAUCUCUUGCUACAGUCCAACACGCCAUCCUGCAACACCACGCAGCCACUGCUGCGGCAAUGGGCAUCCACCCAGCCCACGCCCACCACCAUCACCCUGCACAUGCCCAGCUGGCCCAGGUACAUCAUAUUCCCCAGCACCACCUUACUCCCAUCUCCCUCUCUCCGUUGGGCCAUUCUCUUGGUCAUUCUUUGGGACACUCACUGGGACAUGCCGGGUUGAUUCCCGGCCAUCCGACAGCCUUCCUCUCCGGUCAGCCCAUACACAUUAUCCCUGCCUCUGCACUUCACCACACCCCGUUGGCUCUCCACCAUGUCCCACAUACAGCUCUAUACCCUACACUUUUCACACCUCGGCCCUCGCAGGCUGCUGCAGCAGCAGCUCUUCAGCUCCACCCGUUCUUGCACCCAAUCUUCUCAGGACAGGAUCUCCAGCAUCCACCUAACCAUGGUUCUUGAUUGGUGAUGGAGGUGAAAUGGGGUAUUCACAACGCCCAGUUUCUGGCAGAAAUUUUGUAUAGGGAUUUAGACAAAGUCUUUUAUGGAGGCCAAAACCUGCACGUGAGUGAGUUGUGGUUACAAAGUGGUCCAGCCUGUGUUGGCUACGGUAUCAACACUAAAGGUUUCAGUGGGUUCAUGAGUUGUUUUUUUUUCCUCCUAUGUUUUCCUGGAAUUUAAAAAAUGUAUUGUAGACCCAAAGACUAUGAGAUUGGCUUAUGUUCCAAUCUAGGCUGUAUUACCACCCUGAUAUACCACUGGAGUUUAUUUUCCACACAAAUUAUUUGUCACAAUAUUUGUAGAAUUUUGUCAGCCAAAGAGCCAUAAUGGCUGAGGUUAUAAACAGUAAAAUGUUAAGACGGGACAAAGAAGUGAUUUUGUUUGUUACAUACAGCUACAGCGAUAAUGUAAGGAGUUCAGAGAUGUAAAGUUUGAUCAUUUCUGAUACUGUUUAUACUCUUAAUAUGACUACUUGCUUUCUAUUGGAUUCUUGGACUUAAUAAUUUGUUAUUCAGUAACUUGUUCAUAUAAAUGAGUGUGUAAUGUGAAGAACCCUGGUUAUGACAACCAUAUGAAAUUACAGCUAUGGUGUCUAAACUGUCCCAUUGAUGGAGAAAUGUGUUGUAGGGGUUUUAUGACAUCCCCAAGAGUUUGACACAAAGCUUGUGUUCCCCGAUUGAGGGUGCAGGUGAAUCAAUUGCACUGAAAUCUGUACAUCAAAAUGGUGCUUAAGCAUCAUUUAACAAUAGGAUUGUAGUAUACUGCAAUAAUUGUAUUUUUGUUUUUAAAUUAUUUUCCAAAAUGCUCUUCAAAAGAAGGGCUGUGUUUGCCUUUUGUAAAUAUGUGCUGUAUAUUAACCUAUUAACAUUAAUAGCCGAGACUCCUAUUGGAAAAGCAGAUAGAUGGACAUGUACUCUUUCAGUUGUUUCUAAAGUGUCCUGGCUAAGGCUGACAGCGAUGGCAAGAAAGUGAUCUGUUUAAAAGUAGCAACUAUGUAUUUUUAAAAAAACAUAACUGUUUCAGCAAAUAAAAUCUUCAUUUCUUG
Cololabis saira (Pacific saury) is the source of this 14764-nucleotide messenger RNA. RefSeq names its product G patch domain containing 8 (gene gpatch8). NCBI's taxonomy places the organism in Eukaryota, Metazoa, Chordata, Actinopteri, Beloniformes, Belonidae. Gene Ontology annotation, cellular component: nucleus. Gene Ontology annotation, molecular function: nucleic acid binding. The coding region runs from base 9352 to 13680 and encodes 1442 amino acids. The transcript is spliced from 7 exons. The record is from RefSeq and is a predicted model, not a curated record.